Penaeus indicus is the source of this 2285-nucleotide messenger RNA. RefSeq lists its product as uncharacterized. The transcript has 7 exons. Lineage: Eukaryota; Metazoa; Arthropoda; Malacostraca; Decapoda; Penaeidae. The coding region runs from base 50 to 1543 and encodes 497 amino acids. Gene Ontology annotation, molecular function: RNA endonuclease activity; metal ion binding; nucleic acid binding. Gene Ontology annotation, biological process: apoptotic DNA fragmentation. The record is from RefSeq and is a predicted model, not a curated record. Gene Ontology annotation, cellular component: nucleus; mitochondrial inner membrane.
UGACUGUCCGUGGGUGAAUGCGGACGAUUUUUUUUCCCGAAUAUCGAAAAUGAAGUUGGUUUUCGUUCGUGUGUUUUUGUGCUGUGCCCUUCUCUUUUCUGGCGUUUUGUGCAGAAGAAGAGUGAGCGGACGAAGAAGAACAGACUUUGAAGAUCUAUCCCAGUCGAGGAUUUCAGCCUCUGUGCAGCGAAUCAUCGAUGCCUGGGAACAACAAGAACAACAACAACAUCAAAUCGACGCCUGGGAACAACAAGAACAACAACAACAUCAACAACACCACCUACAACAACAUCAACAACAACAACAUCAUCAACAACAACAACAACAACAACAACAACAAGAGGAACAGCAAGUCAUCCAAAGUCAGACUCGGUGGGACGGAUCCUGGUUCCAACAACGCCCUGUUAAAGACGACUGCGUCUUCGGCUACGACCAGGUGCCCAAGAACCACAUUAAGCCACUCCUCCUGAAUUCGGACAACAAUGGCUUUCUCUACCCCGAGGAGGAAGGCGAAGACAGAAUCGUGGGCGUGCGGGCGGGGGCGUCUUUCACGGCCGCUUGCCCCGGGAAAGAUAACAAGCUGUUUCUGAACGGACGACGGACGGCCACCAUCACCUGCAGGGGAGGGCGAUUCCACUACGGCAGGAGGGCCUUGAGCUGGGAGAACUUGGGAUGCGCCGAGAAACCGUCUCCUAUCAUCAGAGAGGCUGGGACCUGUGGGCAAGGGGGCACCACCACCGUCAUCGGCUGGGACCUGAAGAGGGGUGUGUUCGUUCCCGAAAUCGAACUCUGCUUCAACAAGGAACUCGAGACCACACUCUACUCACACCAUGUUGUACCUGGCAGACACAUCGGCCAGAAGACGGUGGAGCCGGGCCGCCCCUCCUUCAAGAAAGCCGACAUGUUCUCCUUCAGCAUCCAGAACUCGUACCGCAUCAGGAGGCAAAAGAGUCUCGCCCAGGAGCUGCUGGGUGACCCUUCUCUCCUCACCGGCAAAGGUCAGCAUUACCUGGCCAGAGGUCACCUCACGCCGGACUCCGACUUCGUGCUGGAGGCCGAGCAGGACGCGACCUACUAUUACGCCAACGCCGUUCCGCAGUGGCAGGCCAUCAACAACGGCAACUGGAAGAGCUUAGAAAAUUCCGUGCGAGACUUGGCCGAAAAACACGGGCGCACGUUAGAAGUCUGGACAGGAACCGCAGGCGUCUUGGAGCUCCCGGGCAGAAGGCAGCAGCCGGUCAAAGUGUACCUCGGCCUCUCCGACAGCAAGGAGAUUGUUCCUGUUCCUGCGUACAUGUGGAAAGUGAUCUACGAGUCGUACGCAAACCAAGCCGUGGCGGUCGUGAUGGUUAACAACGUCAAUGGCCAGGGAGCGGCAAACCAGGCACCCCCCUGCGAAGACAUCUGCUCCUGGCUCUCCUGGGUGGACUGGGACGUGGGGGACGCGAGCAGCGGAAGGACCUACUGCUGCUUCGUGGACGACUUGAAAUCCUCCUUUGAGAACGUGCCUGAUCUCGGUCGGGUUAGACUGCUUAGCAACUGAAGUCCUCGUGGGGAUUGGGCUGUUGAGAGGAUAGUAAAGGGACGAAAAGAAGUACUUCAGGGAUAGGAAUAUUGAUAUAUCAGCUAAGGGGGUCACUGAAAGGGGAGGGAAUUGGAAUAUUAAUAAAAUGAUAAAGUAGUUGAAGUCCUCGGGAGGGGGAGGGGGAGUGAUUGGAGUAACGAGGGAAUAUAGAAAUGAAUAAGUAAAUUCUGUAGCCAUUUCCUAAAUCCCGUGGCAGUUGUCCAGAACAAUGUGUGUAAAUGUUUCUGUGCAAGUGUUUGUGUCUGUUCAUUUGUAUAGUCGAAAAUUAAUAUUGAUUUGAAAUUUGUAACAAAAAAAAUGUAUUUGUCCUGCAUCAGGAUACCAAGUUAAUUUUCAAGUGUGUUUGGAACGAAUCCUAUUGUUCUGUAAUUAGUAUUAGAAUACCAGCAUCAAUUUUACUUUUAACAUUUUACUUUUACUUAUCUUGAUGUAAUAUAUAAUAACUAGUAUUUAAGGACUCACCAAACAAAAACUGUGAAUGUUGAUUAGUGAUGAUAUCAGAUAUAAAUUAUUAUCCGAAAUAAAUAAAGUAAAUAUGUAUAGUAUGCAGUGUACAAAGGCUGUAAGGGUUAUGUAAUACAGUCCUGUCCAGUGCGAUGCAAUUAUGACUUUGAAAUUUAUUUUGGCAAUGCUUUGAAAGAAACCUCUAUAUUUACCAUGUACAAAUGAUAACGAUAUUUUGUUAAAUAAACAUUUUUUU